Cucumis sativus (cucumber) is the source of this 803-nucleotide messenger RNA. Its product is annotated as MLP-like protein 328. NCBI's taxonomy places the organism in Eukaryota, Viridiplantae, Streptophyta, Magnoliopsida, Cucurbitales, Cucurbitaceae. The record is from RefSeq and is a predicted model, not a curated record. The coding region runs from base 72 to 527 and encodes 151 amino acids. The transcript has 2 exons. Gene Ontology annotation, biological process: defense response.
CAUUAAGGUUUUCUUUGUGUGCAUACGUUCUUUUAAGUUAUUUAGUAUCUAUUGAGAGUUUUUUGAAAACCAUGUCUCUUGUGGGAAAAUUUGUGAGUGAAUUAGAAAUAAAUGCACCUGCUGAGAAGUACUACAAAAUCUUCAAAGACCAAGUUUCUCAUGUUCCCAAUAUUUCCCCAAACAUAAUCCAAAACGUUGAAGUUCAUGAAGGGGAUUGGGACACUCAUGGUCAUGGCUCUAUCAAGAUUUGGAGCUACACCGUCGAUGGUAAGACUGAGGUUUUCAAAGAACAAGUGGAGUUUGAUGACGAGAAGUUUGCAGUAACUUUGAUUGGGUUGGAAGGAGAUGUAUUUGAGCAUUACAAACUUUUCAAGGGAACAUAUCAAGUUGUGCCAAAGGGACCUGAACAUAGCUUAGCAGUUUUAACACUGGAGUAUGAGAAACUCAAUGAUGGCUCUCCUUAUCCUUACAAAUAUCUUGAUCUUAUGAAUAACCUCACCAAGGACAUAGAAUCUCACCUUAAAUAAAAUAUGAUGUGCUGUAUGUCUUCUGUGAGCUUCAUCUUUCUCUCGCAUGCAGUUGGGUAUGUUUGAUUAUGUUUGAGUCAAAAGGGUUGCGGUUUGCUUUACGAGUUCUGUUUCAGGAUUGAUUUGAAUAUCUUUUUAUUACUAUGGUUCUUUUAAGUUAUGGGUAAUGUAAAAAUAUAAUAAGGGUCAUUCUCAUUGUAAAAUGGAUGAAGCUCAUUAUUGUUAUGCUUGCUUAAAAUAUAUAUAUAAUAUAUAUUGUAUGGUGUAUUUGGAUAA